CUUUCCCCUUCUUUCCCUGUUAACCGGUUUUUGUCUCGAAAGUGGUCUGGCUGGCUGGAAGGUUUUAAUGGGGGAAUAUUUUGCAUCGCGCUUUGGCAGGAAUGUGGAAGCUGCAGCCUUAGAAAGGGACCCAAAUUUGCGUGGUGGUGCCUAGAGAGGAAAAACCCCACGUUCCCACGGGUUGGGUAGGUGGGAGCCGCUUCGCUUUUGUUCCUCCGCUCUGCCUCUCCCGGAGCUCGCGUGUCGGGGGCUGUCUGUGUUUUUGGGGUGUGUGAAGUUGUCCUCCUUGUCCCCCGUAGAAAAACGCCCCGCGUGCAGCACCAGUUCCCAGCUAGAUCUGGAGAUGGACGCGGAUAAGGGGAAGCAACGCCAGUACUCUCAGAGGAUGGCGGAGCCUCGCUUCAACAACCCCUACUUCUGGCCGCCUCCUCCCACCAUGCCCAGCCAGCUGGACAACCUCGUCCUGAUCAACAAAAUCAAGGAGCAGCUGAUGGCAGAAAAGAUCCGGCCCCCACACCUGCCCCCCACCUCCGUGGCCUCCCAGCAGCCCCUCCUGGUGCCCCCCUCGCCCGCCGAAAGCAGCCAGUCCAUCAUGUCCCUCCCCAAGCUGCAGCAGGUCCCGGGCCUGCACCCGCAAGCUGUCCCCCAGCCCGACGUGGCCCUGCACGCUCGGCCGGCCACCAGCACCGUCACAGGGUUGGGGCUGGCCUCCCGCGCACCCGCGGUCAGCACCUCUGAGUCCAGCACGGGCACGGGCACCACCACCCCUUCCACCCCCACCUCCACCAGCCAGAGCCGCCUCAUCGCCUCCUCGCCCACCCUUAUCUCAGGAAUCACCAGCCCGCCCCUCCUCGACUCCAUAAAGACAAUCCAGGGCCACAGCUUGCUGGGGGCACCCAAGACGGAGCGGGGCCGCAAGAAGAUCAAAGCGGAAAACCCUUCGGGGCCACCCGUCCUCGUGGUUCCCUACCCCAUCCUGGCCUCGGGGGAGACCGCCAAAGAGGGGAAGACGUACAGGUGUAAGGUCUGUCCCUUGACGUUCUUCACCAAGUCGGAGAUGCAGAUCCACUCCAAGUCACACACAGAGGCCAAGCCCCACAAGUGCCCCCACUGCUCCAAAUCUUUCGCCAAUGCCUCUUACCUGGCCCAGCACCUGCGCAUCCACCUGGGCGUGAAGCCCUACCACUGCUCUUACUGCGAGAAGUCCUUCCGCCAGCUGUCCCACCUCCAGCAGCACACCAGAAUUCACACCGGUGACAGACCCUACAAGUGCCCGCACCCCGGCUGCGAAAAGGCGUUCACACAACUCUCCAACCUCCAGUCUCACCAGCGACAGCACAACAAGGACAAGCCCUACAAGUGCCCGAACUGCUACCGGGCAUACACGGACUCGGCCUCGCUGCAGAUUCACCUCUCGGCGCACGCCAUCAAGCACGCCAAGGCUUACUGCUGCAGCAUGUGCGGUCGCGCCUAUACCUCGGAGACCUAUUUGAUGAAGCACAUGUCCAAACAUACCGUGGUGGAGCACCUCGUGAGCCAGCACUCGCCUCAAAGGACGGAGUCCCCCGGCAUCCCCGUGCGAAUCUCGCUCAUCUAAGCAGGCUCUGCCUGCUGGCCGCCCUCCCUCCCGGCUCCGCUGCCAUCGGGGGGCCCCGCGGAGGCCGUGGCGCCACAUCCGGACCCCCCGCUCCGCUCCCCCCUGCCCGCCGAGCGGCCCUGGCAGCUUGGCGGGGAGCCGGCGGAUGCGGCCACGCUUUGGAAACGUGCCCGGGCCCCCAUGCCCCCGGUCCGGCCCCCGGGACUGCAGGUUUGGUGACAUCCAAAGACGGUUUCAGAGCACUUUGAAUCUCUGCGUUUUUUUUUUGGGGGGGGGGGCGGGGGGGCUCUUCUCCUUCGGUUAGUCCCUGCCCCGUCUCCUCUCAUUUUGGAUACAAAUAUAUAUAUAUAUUUAUUGGCCAAGAAGUUGGUGCUGCUAAAACAGAAAAGGAAAUAAGACACAAAACGAACCGCGGACCAAGAUGAGUGCCAGAUGGUGAACAGGGGCUCGGGCCCCCUGCCGCGGCCUCUUCCUCCCCUGGACUCUCCGUCGGAGCCGUGGCUGGAGAGGGGAGCCGGCAGGACGUGGCUGAGCAGGCGCGGCAGCAGGACGGGCACUGCGGCAGCCGCUGCCUCCUUGGGACGCUUCGGUUGGUUUUGGUUUUAUUUUUAACAACGUUUUCCCUUCUGGGCUCUCUCCUCCCACGCUGGACUCCGUCACCGGGAGCAGAAGAGGGAAGCGCCGGCCGCCGGCGGACACUGGGCGCAGGGCUGCGUGGCUUUGGGGCGAAGCCGGCGGGGGGGAGCCCUGCGCCUCCGCCGCCCCUGGCGGGGCUGGAUGCAGCCCCCGCUCCGCAGGGCACCGAAAGCGGUGGGAGGGCAUCGCUUUGCCUUGUGCUGGCCCCGGGCGCGUGUACAUAGACCCUUGUAUAGAGCCGGGGGGGCCCUGCUCCCUGCGGAGAGACUCGACAGAAACUCAUCUAUAUUAUGUACUCUUUGGUUCCGUUUUGGAUAUUAACUGUGUUAUUUUUUUAUACACUUUUUAAGCCUUAACUCAUUGUUUUGCCAGGGUGUUUAUUACCUUCUGUUUAUUAAUUUGAGUUCCCGCAGCCUUUUUCCCCCACCCUGUGUCCAUCCUGCCUCUGGUUCCUCGUUUCCGACUCGAUGUUGUACGAUACUCAAUAUUGUAAUCUUUUUUGUCAGCAUGUUAAUACUGUGUAAAUAUGCCUCUUAUACACACUGUUAACACCCCCCUCCCUCCCCCUGCCCUGUUUUGGGGCUUUUUUUAUUUUCCUCGAUGGAAAUCCAGGCCACACGUCCCUAGAGCUAGUUAUUACCUUAUUAAAAAAGGAAAAAAAAUAAAAGUGGGAAAAAAAAAGAAAAGAUGAGAAAAUUAAAAAAAAAAAAAUCCCUCCUCCCCCCUGUCUUGCAUUGUGGUUCACGGAGAAGCCGGGGGGAGGCCGUGGCCUCGCCGGGAGCGUUUGCGGUCUGUUGAAAAAUGAGUGAAACCCCCCCCAAACUGGCGCCUGUUUC
Molecule: messenger RNA, 3069 nt
Organism: Cygnus atratus (black swan)
Lineage: Eukaryota; Metazoa; Chordata; Aves; Anseriformes; Anatidae
Gene: ZNF362
Product: zinc finger protein 362
Exons: 9
Coding region: 344-1597 (417 amino acids)
Biological process (GO): negative regulation of transcription by RNA polymerase II
Molecular function (GO): DNA-binding transcription repressor activity, RNA polymerase II-specific; RNA polymerase II cis-regulatory region sequence-specific DNA binding
Source: RefSeq, a predicted model, not a curated record